AUGAAGAGAGGGAAGGAAGAUAUUCGAUUUAGGGAAGUUGUUAGUAGAUAUGAGAAAUACAGUAUAUAUGAUGAAGUUAAUAAGAAUACAAUAGACAAGAAUAUAAUUAAGAAAAUAUCUAUAUUAUAUGAUAUAUUUAAACAUAUAAAUAAAGUACAGAAUAAUAAUACGAAUGAUUUUAUAUAUACUAGUGAUAUAAUAUAUAGUUUAAGAUAUGAUAAUUUUGUUCGUAUACGCUUCCAUAUAAUUUCCAUGGAAAGAAAUAAAAUAAACAAUAUAGAUAAAGAUAAUUACAAUUUUAUAGAUAACUUAAAUAAUAUUAUAUCGAAUAUAUAUAAUCCGUCAUAUUAUGAUAAAUUUUUAAAUAAUAAAAUAAUAUGUGAUAAAGAAAAAUUAAAUAUUAUGUUAAAAUAUAUAAGAGAAAUUGAAAAUGCAUAUAUAUAUAAAUAUAGAAGUGAUCAUAAUAUAAAAUUAACUUUCGAUGUUUUCUCUCAUACUUUUUAUAUAUUCCUUUCAUAUGAUUAUAAAAAAAAAUUAAGUAUAAUAAAUUUUAAGAAUAAAUAUAAUAAAAUAGAAAGUAAUAAUAUAUAUGAAUACACACCUGCACAAAAAAUGUUACAAUUUAAUUCUUUAGGAACAUUCUUAACAAUAAAUUCAGGUUAUGAAACCAAUUAUACACAUCCAACAACAUAUAAUUAUAAUUCCUUUGAACAGGAAACACUUGAAAGAAUAACACCAUUCAUUUAUGAGUCAGAACAUAUCAUCAAUCAUUUACAUAAAAAAAAAAUAUAUCCUAUAAAAAACAUAGAAAUAGAAAAUGAUUUUUUUAUAAAAAAUAAAAAUUAUGAACAAAACAUCACCAACUUAAUUAAGUUGCAAAAAAUCAAAGAUGAGCACAAAAGACUGAAAAAUAAUAUUCAGCACAAUUUCUUAUUCUAA
This is a messenger RNA of Plasmodium reichenowi, 939 nucleotides long. RefSeq lists its product as hypothetical. The record is from RefSeq and is a predicted model, not a curated record. Bases 1 to 939 code for a protein of 312 amino acids. The transcript has a single exon. Lineage: Eukaryota; Apicomplexa; Aconoidasida; Haemosporida; Plasmodiidae.